Molecule: messenger RNA, 2925 nt
Organism: Exophiala bonariae
Lineage: Eukaryota; Fungi; Ascomycota; Eurotiomycetes; Chaetothyriales; Herpotrichiellaceae
Exons: 1
Coding region: 1-2925 (974 amino acids)
Biological process (GO): regulation of DNA-templated transcription
Cellular component (GO): Rpd3L-Expanded complex; Set3 complex
Source: RefSeq, a predicted model, not a curated record
AUGACAGAGUCCUCCCUCCUUACCACGCAUUCGAUACCGAACCACUAUCCGGUCACCGCUGCCCCUUCUCUAGCCUCUCCUCUGCCUGAUGGCUCUCUUUCAGAUACCAACGCGCGAGACGAGGAGGAGUACACCAUCAAAUGCAUCUGUAGCUAUACCGAUGAUGAUGGCAGCACAGUCUACUGCCCAAAGUGCGAUACCUGGCAACACAUCUUGUGUUUCUACAAUGAUCGCAAGGUGCCAGACGAGCAUUUUUGCGUAGAUUGCCUCCCUCGAGAUCUCGACGCCAAGAAAGCAACUGAACGGCAGAGGCGACAUCGAGAAGGCCUUGACGAUGGCAGUGACCGGAAGGCCAAGCGGCCUAGUUCCAAAAGUCAAAAAAAGAAACACAAGGACAGCAAUGCUGCUGUCGAACAGGUCAACGGCUGGCACACCCACGACCGCCACGAAUCUGUCGCCAGUGCAAGAGAUCUCCCUCCUGCGAAAAAGCCAAAGACAAAUCAUCGUACAUCUGGUUCCAUUGUUUCCAUGAAUGGAGAGUCACGGAAACGCGCUGCGUCCACGGUUCAAUCCUAUCCCAGUCCUUCCAAAUCCCCACAAGAUUUAUUCCGUUUCCCUGUCAUUCCCACCUACACGACCGAGUUUUUGGAGCUCUACGAGCGUGAUGAGGGCAAUGCUGACGCUCGAGACAACGAGCAGACCAUCAAAGCUGCCAAUCAGCUCUCAGCGUGGCGUUCCGAUCCUUCCUUGAUCGUGAGUGGACCUGGACAACAGCCAACCCAACAUUCGCCCUUUGUGCGCCUCAACAGACCCCUUGAUCCCGUCACCUUUCCCAAGGUUACCAUCGAGACCGUACAAAAGACCGACGUCGAGAUAGAAGGACGACACCCCAAAUGGCGAUACCUCCGGAUUCAAACUCCUGUCAAGAAAGAUGAGAUUGUGGGUGAAGUUCGAGGUCAAAUCGGUAUGUUGGAAGAGUAUUGUUCACAGAGAUCGACCUCGAAUCGUUGGAAUGAACUUCGCCAUCCGGACCCUUUCGUCUUCUUCCAUCCCCAUAUGCACGUCUACAUUGAUAGUAGAACAACUGGGACCGAGUUUCGAUACCUACGGCGCUCCUGCAGACCUAACGUGACCCUCAAGACUUUUAUCUCGGACGACGACGAAACGCAUCAUUGCUUUGUCGCCAGCAAAGAUAUUCCCGCAGGAUCCGAACUGACCACCAUAUGGUUCUUGGGAGAUGAGAUGAACCUCGACGGUCCACAUAACGACUCGGAGCAGGCACAAAGCCGGCGACUGGACUGGGUGAGCCGUGUUUUGGCCAAUUUUGGAGAUUGUGCUUGCGAAGGCAGUGAUCCAUGUCGAUUGGCUGGUCUAGAUCGUCGAGUUUCGGCGAGAGCAUUGGAAGCGCCUCCCAAAGACAAGGCAGGCAAGAAAAAGAAGAGUAAGAACAAAAAUGCCAUUUCGCCCUUGAGUACAGGACAUGCCACCAACAGUCGUGCAGGAAGCGAGCCCAAAGUUCAAGACGAAGACGAACACUUCGACCGCCGAUCGACGACCGAUUCCUCUCGCAGCGGUGGUCCUAGUCGAGACAUCACUCCCGUCAACGUUGCUGCCCUCGACGCAGACCCAGUUCUCAAUGGUGAGCUGACCGCGCGUGAGUUGCGCAAGAUCCAAAUGGCGGAGAAGGCAUUUGCCCUUCGAGAGCAAGAAAAGAAGGAUCAUAACGGACAAGCUCAACAACGCAAGAAGAAGCGGACAAGCGGUGGAUCAACAUUGAACACCCCCAAUGUGAAUUCAUCCAAGCAAAUUGGGCAUUCACAUGGUUCACACCCUCCGACUCCAAGUGCGUCGAGGAUGAAUGGCACCACUUCUGCCUCACCCCCACCGCACAAGGGCCAUCUAGCAUCUGGGAAUGUCCUGGGUCGGUCUGACACAAGGAACUCCAUCCCAGCCCCUCGACCUGUGUACGUGAGUAUUGCCAUUCAGACGGAUCCCGAAGAGAACGAGCUACCAAUGCCACCCAUCAAAAGAAGGAAAUUUUGUACGCCCACACAACGCUUGCUGAGAAGGCUGUUGGAAGAUCGUGCUAAGCAUGGUCAACGUCUCCCCGAGCAAACGUCACCCUCUCCCAAAGCUCCUGGUCAAUCUCAACAAGAGCCAGCUGAUGUGGAAAUGGGAGAUGCACCAAGCGGUGUUUCUCCCACUACUUCAGCAACUACUGCGAGAGGUCAUCCAGUCAAGAGCCCCGACAGUUCAAUUAAUGUGGGAACUUCGACUUAUCCUCUGCCAUCCCAAGCCGCACAUACUCACAUACCGUACAACACUUCGCCUCGACCUCAAUUGUCUACUCUUCCUCCGGUGCCGGUCUUCACCUCGAAUGGAACACCUUCCAGUUCGGUGGCCAAUGCCCACACAGCGGCGUCAACCUCGACCAUGGCACAGUCUCCUGGUGCACUCAACCUAGCUCCAAGUGUGAUUUCAAUUGUGACACCAAGUCCUGCUCGCAAGAAGUUGAGCCUUGGUGACUACAUGAGUCGACGCAAUAUGGCCUCAACCCCGACUAGUGAGAAGACUCAGAGUCACGGCGGACUCAACGGUGUGGAUACUGAGAUGACUCGGGACGGUGAACAGGCUCGAUCGUCGCCUGGAGCUCUGGACUCAUCACCAGCCAACAUGAGGCCCAAUGAUGAACUUGCUCAACAGGCAGCAGCUCAGGGAGGGCUAUCUGGCAGUGCAGUAGACGACACGUCGAUGAAGGAUGAGAGUGAUGAGCCCGAGUACAGCCCACCUGGGGCGUCACCUUUGGCAUCGUCGAUUGCUGAGAGCAACAAAGAAGACCCACAAAUUCCCACCAAUGCACGAAUUGGCAUUGGGUCGACAGCUUCGAAUAUGCCAGCACACCUUACCCAGGUCAGUGGCAAGUGA